CCGUCCUCAAGUAGCAGGAAGAACAGCAAGAUACCCUACUCGGGCCGCAAGUGUCUGCUCGGGACACACUUCAGUCCUCUGCUGUCCCCUCUUCCUGGGCGGGUCCGGGACCUUUGGGAUCCCCAUCACGUUCACUCCAGGACCUGCGAGGACAUAGCGAGCUGACAUGACCCAGGACAAGUCACUGCCAGACUCCUACUCUGCACAGAGCUUCUACGAGAACUAUGAGCCCAAGGAGAUCCUGGGCAGGGGAGUGAGCAGUGUCGUCAGGCGUUGCAUCCACAAGCCCACGUGCCAGGAGUACGCUGUGAAGAUCAUCGACAUCACCGGCGGGGGCAGCUUCAGCUCCCAGGAGGUGCAGGAGCUGCGAGAGGCCACGCAGAAGGAGGUGGACAUCCUGCGCAAGGUCUCGGGACACCCCAACAUCAUACAGCUGAAGGACACUUAUGAGACCAACACCUUCUUCUUCUUGGUGUUUGAUCUGAUGAAGAGAGGGGAGCUCUUUGACUACCUCACUGAGAAGGUCACCCUGAGUGAGAAGGAGACCAGGAAGAUCAUGAGAGCCCUGCUGGAGGUGAUCGCCACCUUGCACAGACUCAACAUCGUGCAUCGGGAUCUGAAGCCUGAGAACAUCCUCCUGGACGAUAACAUGAACAUCAAGCUUACAGACUUCGGCUUUUCCUGCCAGCUGGAGCCAGGAGAGAAGCUGCGAGAGGUCUGUGGGACCCCCAGUUACCUGGCCCCUGAGAUCAUCGAGUGCUCCAUGAACGAUGACCACCCCGGCUAUGGGAAGGAGGUGGACAUGUGGAGCACGGGGGUCAUCAUGUACACGCUGCUGGCCGGCUCCCCGCCCUUCUGGCAUCGCAAGCAGAUGCUGAUGUUGAGAAUGAUCAUGAGUGGCAACUACCAGUUUGGCUCACCGGAAUGGGACGAUUACUCCGACACCGUGAAGGACUUGGUUUCUCGCUUCUUGGUGGUGAGCCCCCAGAACCGCUGCUCGGCAGAAGAGGCCUUGGCGCACCCCUUCUUCCAGCAGUACGUGGUGGAGGAAGUGCGUCACUUCAGCCCCCGGGGCAAGUUCAAGGUGAUCUGCCUGACGGUGCUGGCUUCAGUGCGCAUCUACUACCAGUACCGCCGGGUGAAGCCCGUGACCCGGGAGAUCGUCAUUCGAGACCCCUAUGCCCUCCGGCCUCUGCGGCGACUCAUCGACGCCUACGCUUUCCGGAUCUAUGGUCACUGGGUGAAGAAGGGGCAGCAGCAGAACCGGGCGGCCCUCUUCGAGAACACGCCCAAGGCCGUGCUCCUCUCCCUGGUUGAGGAGGACUUCUGAGGGAAGGGCGGGCAGGGUAGGUGGGGCGGGGAUCAGGCACGGUGCAGACGCCCCCGAAAAGGGGUGAGAGCGUGUGCAGGGCCCUGGCCAGGACCCCAGGAACUGGGGCCACUCUCCCCUCUCAGGGGCAUCACUUGGUGGUCAGUGCAGCCGGAGCCAGGCCCCCGGACUGGGGGACCAGCUGUGGUUAGAACCUGGAGCCUCUAGGAAGCUCCACUGCCCAGGUGUACUACCAUCUCCGCUUCUCCUCUGGGAGGCCCAGAGUUAUUGACACUCAGUGCACUGCCCAGAGGGUCCCAGGGUGAGGAUGAAAGAGAACAGUCUGAGAAUCACAAUCACAGGCGAUUUUUACUGACCCCACAAUAUCCAGUGACACCACGGGAGCAGGUUCUUCUCUGGGGACGUGUAUAGAGGCAUGUGUAUAGAGCCCUUGCAUAAUUAACAAUAGAAAGGGAAUCAUCUGCUGUUUCUUUUGAGUACUAUUCAUUCUGUGACUCCCAUGGUGCACAGUCUCACCUGGUAAAUCCAUGGUUCUCCUAGACCCUUUUAAGACUGACAUUGAGCUUUAAAGAGCACACGGAAUUGCAUUUCACGUGCUGGAAACCAGGUUCCCUUGGAGAUGUGUGAAACCCCACAAAUAAGGCAAAUAAAGGAAUAAUUUUCUUUCUAUGGCAACUUGCUGGCAAAACAA
Molecule: messenger RNA, 2021 nt
Organism: Budorcas taxicolor (takin)
Lineage: Eukaryota; Metazoa; Chordata; Mammalia; Artiodactyla; Bovidae
Gene: PHKG1
Product: phosphorylase kinase catalytic subunit gamma 1
Exons: 10
Coding region: 167-1330 (387 amino acids)
Biological process (GO): protein phosphorylation; glycogen biosynthetic process
Cellular component (GO): phosphorylase kinase complex
Molecular function (GO): phosphorylase kinase activity; ATP binding; calmodulin binding
Source: RefSeq, a predicted model, not a curated record